GUUUUGUGAUAAUUUUAUUAUUAGUAAAUAUGUAGUUUUACGAUAUUUAGUCUUGUAAACCCCCUUAUUAAAAAAAGUUUAAACCCAACAAGAAAAUCGCAUAUAGUUUAGGGGCUAAACUCGACUUUAUUUUCUUCCUUGGGAGUGGCAAAUGACGAGACUACCCCUCCUCCUCCACUCGCCCCGCUUCGCCGCCGCACUGACCACGCCGCCGCCGCCGCCGCUGCCACCGGCGCGCCGCCUCGUCGCCGCCGCUGCAGGAGGAGACCUAUCGCUCGCGAUGUCGGCGGCAACCGGGGAGUACCCGGUCCCGGUCUCCCCUCCCUACCCGGCGGCGUCCAAGGACGUGGAGCUCCGGCGCGCCAUGACGGCCUCGGCGCGCUCCGCCGCCUACUCCUCCGCGCCCGUCGUGUUCGAGGACGAGUGGCUCGCCGUCGUCGACAAGCCCGCGGGAGUCUACUGCGACGCCCUCCUCUCCGCUCUCCCUUGCUCCGCUGCCACAUUAGGGGAUGAAGCAACUAAACCUAACCUUCACCUCGCCAACAGGCUAGACCGUGAUACCAGUGGGCUCAUGGUUAUUACCAAAUGCAAUAAGGUUGCUGGGAAGCUAGUGAAGGCGUUUACAGAGCACAAAGUUAAGAAAACAUAUCUAGCUCUUUGCAUAGGUUACCCACCAGCAUGGGAGAAGAUUAAGAUAUGCUCUGGCCAUGGUCGAUCAAAACAUGGUGCUUGGCGUGUGUACGCUAUGUCUGAUGUUGGACGAUCACUACCAGGGGGUUCCGUUGUACGCGACAUGAGUACACGAUUUGAAGUUCUGGGAAUCAAUGGCAAGGGACAGUUUAGAGAACCAUCUAAUUUUGAAGUUGAUGAAACAGAGUCUAUUACCGUACAAGAGAAGGCAGCUGACCUGACUUCAGAUGGUGAUGAGAAGAACAGCAUAAUUUUGGUUAGAGCCUAUCCUCAGAGUGGACGAACACAUCAGAUUCGUCUGCACUGUCAGUAUCUUGGGUUCCCUAUCAGAGGUGAUGUGAAGUACAGCGGAGUUAUUGAGUGGAAUGGUGUGGAUUAUGAUGGCCAUGCAUUGCAUGCUGAGAGCUUGUCAUUUGUACACCCAGUCACUGGAUUGCCAGUCACCUUCCGGUCACCUCUCCCUUCAUGGGCGAAUGAAUUUAUUUCGACGAUGGCAUAAGUUCUUUCAACGUUAUUAUGAACUUGUGGAUGCAUUGCCUCCCAAUUGAUGCUGAUUUUUUAUUUUUUAACCAAGAGCACAUCCCUAAACUGUCGAAAGCAACUCUUGGAGCUAUCUUCGGGGAGAAGUAUUGGUCAGUGCCCAGUUGUCAUAUAACAAUCUCCUCCAGCAAAACAGUGCCUUCUUGGUCGUUGUUCGUGGAUAUCAGUACUUUGUGAAAGAAAAAAAAAACUACCAGUCUUCAACUAGGGCUGUGUUUAGAUCCAAAGUUUGGAUCCAAACUUCAGUCCUUUUCUAUUACAUCAACAUGUCAUACACACACAACUUUUCAGUCACAUCAUCUUCAAUUUCAACCAAAAUUCAAACUUUGCGCUGAACUAAACACAACCUAGUUAUAUGAUUGUUGUAACACAAUUUUGGGUUGAGAGUUUAGAGUGCUGAAACUGUAACCAUGAAAUGCCUUUUGUAGCAUAGGAGAUUCAGAUUGUUGUAAUAGCAUCGUUCCGAUGUUGAAAAUAUAGCCAAGCAUGCAUUGUGUACUA
Messenger RNA from Oryza sativa Japonica Group (Japanese rice), 1731 nucleotides. NCBI's taxonomy places the organism in Eukaryota, Viridiplantae, Streptophyta, Magnoliopsida, Poales, Poaceae. The record is from RefSeq and is a predicted model, not a curated record.